CCGCAAUUACCUUUCGAUUCCAAGGCUACAAAAUAACUACUUCCCCUGACUACCAAACAAAACCGACAGCCAUGGAAACCCCUCAACGAAAAGAAUGAAAACCUAAACAGUCAAUAAUCAUCUCUCAACCAUGCAGUAUUGUUGGCUGCCCCAAGAGCGACGUGAACCCGUUUUCCGGGAAAAACCGCCAGUGGUCAUCUCCAGCAGCAGAUUCCAAAGGAUCCGGGCGAAUGCCAGCCAGGCAGCCAAACAGGAGCAACUGCAUCAGCAGCAGCUGCGCAGCGAGGCGGAUGAAAGGCUGCGGAUCGGAGGCGAGGAGCUCCUACGGAAGUUUGCCGGAAGGAAUCUGUGCAUCACACGGGAGGAGGAGUGCGCCCGCGAACUGAAACAGCAGCAGGAGGAGCACCUGGAGGCCAAACGGCUGGCGGAGGAGGAGACCAAGGCCUCGCGCCUGGAGCACCAGAAAACCAAAAGAGAGCGCAUCGAGGCUGCCCAGAAACUACUUGAGCAACUGCGUCCUGGUCCGCGGGAACUUCAGUGCGCCCGCUUACAAAGUGAGGUCUUGCGCAGUGUCAACGUUCAGCGACAGGUGCAGGCGGAAUUCGCCAAGGCCAGUCAACAAAAGGAGGAGCUGGACAAAAAGAUCUUCCAGGAGCAGGUGCUCCGUGGAUUCGAGGAGGCCCAGCAGCGCCACAAGGAGCAAUGCCAGCAGCUGGGCGAGUACAAAAAAGAGCUUCUGCAGCUGAUUGCCGAUAGAGAGCGGGAACGCCAGGCCAUCAAAGCCAAGGAAUUGAAGGAAGCCCUGCAAGAGCGUGAGCUCAACGAGCGCAUGUUAAAGGAUCAGCGGGACAAGGAGAAGGAGCAGCAGGCCUCCAAGAAGCGGCAGAAAAGGGAGGAGGCUCUGGCCUCCUUGGUGAUGGCCGAGCAGCGCCAGAAGCGCCUCCAAAUGCUCGAGGAGGUGGAACAGGUGCAGUGCGAUGUCCACAACCAGGCCAAAGGACAAUUGGAGAAGCUCAAAAGGGACAGGGCCAAGGAGCGAGUGGAGCAGCGCAUCCGGCGGAAUGAGAAACUGGCCAAGGAGCUGGCACCUCGUCUGCACUACAGUGCGCGGGAGGAUGAGGAGCGCCACAAGCGCCAGUUGGAGGAGAUGCGAAAGGUCCACAGUGCCGAGCAGUCCAAGAAGAGGGAGGCCAAGGAGCAGGCCAAGAAUGACCGGUUGGCCAUACAAAAAGCGGAGGAGGAGCUGGCCCGGAAGAUCAGGCUGAAAGCGGAGGAGGAUCGCCGGGAGGCAGUCAAGUUGCGUCUUCAGAACGAUUUCACCAAUGUACAGUUCAAAAAGCAGCAACGACAGGAGCACCUGCAACGCAUUACAAAACUCCGUCAAGAACUCGAUGAACAGGUGAAGAAACGCAUCGAGGAGGAAACUAGACCAGGUACCAACUACAAUCGGGAGGCCCAACUGGAGGAGUUGCGCGAAGAUGCCUUCUUCUUCGAAUACGCCCAUCAGCUCAUGGACGAGGCCAAUGCUAAGGGAUGUCCAUUGAAGCCAUUCAUCCGGGCCGUUGGCCAGUACAAAAACGAUAAUCGCAUUGGAGCGGAGAUACGCAUUCCUCGCCAUAUGGUCACCCGAUUGCCCAUGGGCAGGCGCACUCAAGGAGAUAGUCAAUCGGAGGACAAGGAAAAAAGUUUGGGCAAACAGGAACCAAAUGCCAAGGAGCUGAGCAACGAAGAGCAGCUUCAGAGGCAGAAGAUCGAGGAGAACAUUAAGAAAAUAGAGUCGCUGAUACUGCAGGAAGCCAAGGCUAGGAAGGAUUCAAAUAUUUCAAAAUAAUUUCUUGAGAUUUGAGAAGAUCUUUAAGCGAAAUCAUGGAUUGGACCACUUUUUUUGUAUAUCUUGUUCUUGAAAUUGAAUUUGCAAACCGAAUAAAUAUCAGAAAUCAAAAAUAGCCUAAAGAAACCUCAAAACAAAAUGCUUGAAAGUAAAACCCCUUAGCUGACAUGAAUUGUGGUUAACUUUGUAGGCUGUAAUUCGAAGGCAAAAGUAUUCGAAUGCUAUCCAUUACAAAAGUAUUGAAUUGCAAUAAAAUGUGCGAUAUUCAAUUCACUGGCUAUCGAUUUCCAAUGCCAUUACUCACUGUACAGCCAAAUUCCG
Drosophila elegans is the source of this 2152-nucleotide messenger RNA. RefSeq names its product trichohyalin. Lineage: Eukaryota; Metazoa; Arthropoda; Insecta; Diptera; Drosophilidae. The coding region runs from base 131 to 1831 and encodes 566 amino acids. The record is from RefSeq and is a predicted model, not a curated record. The transcript has 2 exons.